Topomyia yanbarensis is the source of this 1764-nucleotide messenger RNA. RefSeq names its product voltage-gated purine nucleotide uniporter SLC17A9 (gene MFS18). Bases 207 to 1535 code for a protein of 442 amino acids. Lineage: Eukaryota; Metazoa; Arthropoda; Insecta; Diptera; Culicidae. Gene Ontology annotation, molecular function: transmembrane transporter activity. The transcript has 4 exons. Gene Ontology annotation, biological process: transmembrane transport. The record is from RefSeq and is a predicted model, not a curated record.
UGGUAUUUUUAAUGAUUUUCCUUCGCACUGUGUACGCUGUGAAAAGGGAAAAGCAAAACAUUUGCCGUGGCCGUAUGCCUAUUUGUCUGGUUGGCGUUUAUUUAUAAGGAAUCACAAGCAGUAGAUUUUCCUAGCAUUAAAAUGAAACUGCCUAAAGAAUAGAAUUGUCACGAUACAGCGGCGAUCUCAGUUUGUCUGCCAGUAAAAUGGUGAAACCUACUCCAAUGGAAGAGAAGCUGAAAUAUUCACUUCUGCGAGAUUUAAACGACAGCCAGAGUAUAUGGACCAGGAACGAAAAAAGGACAUGGUUCUUGACAUUGCUGGCGGGGACAUGCAUGCUAUAUUCGACACGAACGACGAUGCCUCUUCUAGUUCCAGCUGUAGCGUCCGAGCGCAAAUGGAGCAAAACGGAUUCUGGCACGGUGUUAAGUUCAUUCUUCUGGGGUUAUACUCUAACCCAAGUGCUCGGGGGCUAUCUUAGCGAUAAAUUCGGUGGCCAGAGAAUGAUUCUACUUGCCGCCAUCGGAUGGUCGCUAAUCACUUUCUGGAUGCCAAACAUAAUCACAUCUGCUUCAUAUCUGUCCAGCUAUUCGAUACCGUUUAUUGUUUCGGUACGAAUCGUAAACGGAGCUUGCCAAGGUGUGCACUUUCCUAGCAUGAUAAGUAUUACUAGUCAGAAUUUGAGCGCGAACGAACGUACCAGCUUCUUCAGCAUUCUUACGUCCGGGUCCGCGCUAGGUACUCUGUUGACCGGCAUCCUAGGAUCCUUCAUCUUGGACUAUUUUGGAUGGCCAACAGUGUUCCGGGUGAUUGGUUUUCUAGGACUUUCGUGGACUCUGUUCCUACGAUACUACACGAUGUCUUCCGAUCGCAGUCGGAUCAUUAACAUCUCCCAGCCUAGCAGGAUAUGCUCAAAGCUAGGUUCCACGGAGGCCGUUCCUUGGCUAAAAUUAUUUGGCAGAGCUUCAUUUUGGGCUUGUGUUCUUGCACAUGCCUGCGAAAUGAACUGCUUUUUUGUGCUACUCUCCUGGCUGCCGACAUAUUUUCAUGAAAAUUUUCCACAUGCGAAGGGAUGGGUAGUGAACAUGAUUCCAUGGCUGGCGCUACCACCGGUAACCUUUCUCGGGAAAAUCCUAACUGAGAAGUUGAUUGCCAAACAGUGGCCCCUGACGCGAAUUAGAAAGCUGGUGCAGAGUAUCUGCUUUCUAGGACAGAAUGUUGCUCUUUUCAUAAUGUGUCACACACAGGAGUUCAACAUCGCACUGACAUGCAUGUCAAUUAUUAUCGGUCUGUCGGGACUCCACAACAAUGCAGUUACUGUGAAUCCACAAGAUCUUGCACCAAGUCACUCGGGUAGUGUGUUUGGUUUGAUGAAUACCGUGGGAGCGAUUCCUGGCUUCUUAGGAGUGUACCUGGCCGGUCACAUUCUGGAGCUAACUCAGAGCUGGUCCGCAGUUUUCAGUACGGCAGCGGCAAUCAACACCGUUGGUUGGUUUAUCUUCACUAUUUUCGGUGCAACAGAGCCGAUUGUGUAGGCAUCGAACAUACAUGUGGGAAACAAAGCGAUUUUUAUACUUCAUUAGAUACGAACAAUAUCUGACUCAUUCCUAGCUGAAAUCAUACCAAAACAGUCCGACGAAAUUUGUGCGGAUGAAAUUAAUAGGGGAAAUGCUUAUUUUUCAAAAUAAACCAUUACAAACUAAGCGGACGUAAGAUACAAUGUAUUUGGUUGUUAAUUCAAGACGAAAUAAAUAUCAUCACACU